Messenger RNA from Chara braunii, 1943 nucleotides. The record is from the annotation of a GenBank genome assembly. NCBI's taxonomy places the organism in Eukaryota, Viridiplantae, Streptophyta, Charophyceae, Charales, Characeae.
CCGCUCCUCUGCACAUUUCGAUGUGAUGGAGACGGGGUACGACUUCAUUCUCGGCACCUCGUGGUCUCGUCGAUUCCGCAGCACCGAGGCCGAUUGGGCGACGAACACUCUCGUUCUCAAAACGAAGUGUGGACAGACGUAUCGCGUACCUUUCAUAGGUACCACCGCGACACCACGCCCCGAUCCUCCUCCCCCGGAGCCUUCCGUGCCCACACCACCUCCCUCGAUCACUGUCACCUCGCCUCAGCAGUUCGCCCACUUCAUUCGACAGGACGACGUCACCUUCUUUAUGGUGAACGUGACAGAUCUCUUACACUAUGAUCCACCCUGUCCCGACGCCGAGCUCAUCCCUCUGGAGCCAGAUCCUCCUUCUAUCUCCAUGACUCCCAUCUCUACUUCCGUCCCUCCGCCGUCCGUUGAGUCCAACCCGCCGUCGCACGCAGACGCUGACGCUGAGGAACUCGCACGAUAUACUGCUGACCUGGAACCCGCAGUUCGUGACCUCAUCCGAGAGUACCACGACGUUUUUCCAUCGUCGUUCUCGUACGCUGGCAUCCCACCGAUGCGCGACGUUGAGCACUCCAUUCAGCUUGUGCCUGACUAUCGUGUUCACCACCAGGCAACCUACAGACUCUCGAUCCCCGAGGCCACCGAACUCAAGCGUCAGCUUGAGGAGCUCCUGAGACUGGGUUUCAUUAACCCCAGCAACUCCCCGUGGGGUGCACCCGUCCUCAUUGCUCGCGAAGCGGAGGGAACUCUUCUUCUCUGCAUCGACUACCGCGGUCUCAACCGCUACACGGUUAAGAACAACCACCCCAUGCCUCGUUUCGAUGAGCUGUUCGACCGCCUAGCAGGCAACCGCUUCUUUACGAAGAUUGAUCUUCGUAGCGGUUACCAUCAAAUCUGCGUCGCUGCAGCCGACCAGCUGAAGACCGCGUUCCGAUCGCGAUUCGGUCACUACGAGUUCACGGUGAUGUCAUUCGGCCUCACCAACACACCCGCUACCUUCCAGAGGGCAAUGAACGACAUCUGCAGACACAUCCUGGAGCAGUACGUUCUCGUCUACCUCGACGAUAUCCUGGUCUAUAGUCGUACCCUUGAGGAGCACCUCAGACACCUCCGCGACGUCCUUGACCGCUUGCGCAGACAUGGCUUCUACGCCAAGCUGAGCAAGUGCCGCUUUGCCCAGCACAAAGUGAAUUUCUUAGGACACUAUGUGUCUGACCAGGGUCUCCACAUGUAUGACGCGAAGAUCACUUCUAUUGCGGAGUGGCCCGCCCCCACAUCCGCCAAGCAGCUUCGCAGCUUUYUAGGCCUGACCAGCUACUAUAGUAAUUUCAUCCGGGGAUACGCUAGCCCGAAACAGACACGCUUCGCAAGUUUCGACGUCCUCCAGGUCGUCGGUUCUGAUACGGCUUCUAGCCCGGUCAGCCUCCGUGUGAAGCUGCCUGACUAUCUACGCCAAGCUCGUGUGCACGAUGUCUACCACGUCUCAUUACUGCGUCCUUAUCGCAGACCGUCUCAGCAUUUCGCUGGACGACCAUACGAGCGCCCUCCACCUCUCAUGGUGGAUGGCUACGAGGAGUUCCUCGUUUCAGACAUCAUUGGUCGCCGGGUCACCGACGACAACCCUCCCCACGUCGAGUAUCUCGUACGUUGGAAGGGUUACCCUGCUGAGGAGGCCACCUGGGAGCCCCUCGAGCACUUUAAGCACGGUCGCAUGUUGGUGCGUGCCUAUGACCAUGCUCGUCGUGCUGGGUUCACUGCUCCUCCUCAGCCCACUGACCCUCCUCCUUCUCCCCCGACUGAGGAGACCGCUGAAGUCGAGCCUGCUCCAUCUGAGGCAGACCUUCAGCAGCAGCCGGAUGCUUCUGAGCGUCCACAACACACUCGUCGUCGUCCUGCUCGAUACGACGAUUGACUCUGACUUACCUUCCCACGUC